AUGGCUCCUCCACCGCGCCUGCGCGUUUUGUCAGUCGGCAGCAACGCUAUCUCAGCUUUUCUGUCCUGGAGGCUCCAGGCGUCAACCUCCUGCGAUGUAACACUAGUCUGGAAGUCGGGAUUUGAAGCGGUUUCGCAAUACGGAGUGUCUUUCAAGUCGAAAGCCUUCGGCAAUGAAAGAUUCAAGCCUCGUCACGUGGUACGCUCACCGGAAGAGGCGGCAUCGCGAGAAAAUGCCUAUGACUAUGUAAUUCUUUGCGUGAAGGCAUUGCCCGAUGUAUACGACCUGGCCGCAGUGAUUGAAUCCGUGGUUACCCCUCAACAUACCUGUAUUUUGCUCAAUACCACCAACACCCUUGGCGUCGAAUCACACCUCGAGCAACGGUUCCCUACGAAUGUUGUCCUCUCGCUCGUUUCUGGCGUGGAGAUUUCACAGAUUGGACCCAGCGAGUUCGAGCACUUGAACUCGUCAAAUAUCUGGGUUGGUGCUACCAACAAGAAUUCGAACAUCCCUUCGUCAAUGCAAACCGACAUGGCCUCCGCCUUGGCAAUGACCUUGAACUCCGGUCAAGUGGACUGCAAAGUUUCAAACAACAUCAGACAAGAGCAAUUUGAGCGUAUUAUAGGUCCCAUCGCGUUUUACCCGACAAGUGUCAUGUUUGACAGUGGGAACGUCACGGAACUCCUGCAGAAGGUCGGCGUACGGCAAUUGGUGACCGACGUGAUUGAUGAGCUCAUCACACUGGCUAAAGCACAUGGAUGCUCUUUCCCCAGUGACUUUUCGCAGAAGACAAUGGAUGCGAUGGCCGCGUCUCAAUCACCUAACGCAAUGUACCAGGAUUUCCAAGCUCGUCGUCCCAUGGAGAUCGAGACAUACCUCGGGUCACCGAUCAAGCUGGCAACCGAACUCAGCAUUCGACUUCCUCGUAUCGAAACCAUCUAUGCUAUUUUACACCACGUUAAUACCACUAAUUUGAGCAAACCUCGUGAAUCCCCCACCCCGUCCAUCCAAGCCCCCCCGCCUUCACAACCCACCCGGAUGUCUUCGGCUCCCCCACCACGGAAUGGCCCUCCCAUGCGUCCACCCCCCGGCAGGUCGAGUUCCGCAAUGAUGAUGCCACCUUCUCGACGCGGACCGCCGAUGCCUGGAAUGCCGCGACCCAGCAGCACACAACCUCUACCAGCUGCUGCCAGGAUGCCCCGUGAGCCGUCUCUAGAGGGUCUGGAGGAAUUCAGCCACCUGGUCGUUUAUGAUGAUGCUGGCGAAGCUGGACCUCCCCCGAGAAAUCCCAACGGUUACCCAGAUGGUCCUCCUGGCCCUGGCCACUCGCAGUCGACUGCUGACUUGUCCUUGAGAGAACGAGAGCUGGCGUUGCGGCAGCGUGAGUUGCAGCUUCGAGAACACGAAAUGAGCAUGAGACGGGGUCCACCCCGCAGGGCUGCUCCCUCCAGAGCCACUUUCGACGAAGAAGAUGAGGAUGAUUACUUCGAUCCUAUGGAUACCAGCCUGGUCCCAAACAUCGACCCCGACAAUGUGGAUAUGAUGAGUAUCACAUCUCGAAGAGCUAAGAAAUACCCGAGCGCCAGCCAAAUACGGAAGAACCCCGAGAUUCUUUCCAAUGGCGGCGGCGGCGGCGGCCGUUCGUCUACGUUCAGCCGCUACUUUGGCGGAGGAAGGAAGCGUGCCAGCGAUCGCAUCAUGCAGGAGAUCCCCGGGCUUCACGAUUCCCUGCUGGACAACCCCAUGAUGGCUUACUCAUCGAAUCGGUAUGGCUCUGUGGAUAGAAACCAGAUGGCUGCAGGUUCACGUACCAAUUCCAUGACCACGAGUCGAAUGGGCGACUAUCCUCCGCACCCCUACCCACAAAGUCGGAGAAACAGCCAUUCUCCCGCAACUCCUUACGGUGGCCCACCGGGUCCUCGUAUGGGCCGUCCGGCCACUGCUCAGGAUCAACACUUCGGUCCUCCCCCCGGGCCUCCGAAUGGCGGUCACCCAUCUCCUCCGGGACACAUGCGGGCACCUGUUCCCAAGUAUCCCCCAGGACAUGGUAAUGCGGUAGGCCCGCAACAAGUUGAGCAACACAUUGGGGUGAGCAAUUCGUAUCCCACUAAGGGCACUCCAAAGGAAAGAAGUCUGACUGGAAGUGCGAGCGCCAGCGCGGGGAGUGGUGACAGCGGCGCUAGUGCGAACCUCGAUUCCGAGAAUUCAGCCCACAGCAGCCAGAUCAGCCUCGGCGCGCAGCAAGCUGCGGCGCCUGUUCGUUGA
Aspergillus saccharolyticus JOP 1030-1 is the source of this 2265-nucleotide messenger RNA. Its product is annotated as ketopantoate reductase family protein. The transcript is spliced from 5 exons. Gene Ontology annotation, molecular function: oxidoreductase activity. The record is from RefSeq and is a predicted model, not a curated record. Gene Ontology annotation, cellular component: cytoplasm. The coding region runs from base 1 to 2265 and encodes 754 amino acids. NCBI's taxonomy places the organism in Eukaryota, Fungi, Ascomycota, Eurotiomycetes, Eurotiales, Aspergillaceae.